This is a messenger RNA of Rasamsonia emersonii CBS 393.64, 1359 nucleotides long. RefSeq lists its product as uncharacterized. The transcript has a single exon. The coding region runs from base 1 to 1359 and encodes 452 amino acids. The record is from RefSeq and is a predicted model, not a curated record. NCBI's taxonomy places the organism in Eukaryota, Fungi, Ascomycota, Eurotiomycetes, Eurotiales, Trichocomaceae.
AUGAAGACCAUCUAUGCGGCCCUUCCGCUGGCCCUCGUGGCGGCGGCCGGCCACACCGACUCCAUGAGAGGCAAUGGCAACAGCAUGGUUGCUCGACACCAUCCAGCCACGGACUUCCUCGGUGAUAAUCCGCACGGCGACUUUGUCGGCGAUACGCAGAAGAAUUAUUUCCUGGGUGGCGGCACAAAGGGAGAUUUCAUCGGCGAUACUCGUAAAGGUGACUUUCUGGGUGGCGGCCCUAAGGGCGACUUUCUAGGAGAUACGGACAGCAAGCACCAUGUCGCGAGAGACGUCCAGCUGCACCGGGACGACGAUUGGGAAUCCAACUACAAUGACAACACGGUGGUGGCGCCUGUGAUCUCAAUUCAAGAGCCACCAUCUCCGCCACCUGUUCAUGAUGGCCAUGACGACAAUGGUAACGAUGGCGAUCACCAUGAUGAUCAUAAUGAUCAUGAGGACCAUCAUGAGGACCAUCAUGAUGACCAUCAUGAUGAUCACCACAACAAGCCGGCGCCAGCACCAAAGCCUACUCCCGAGCCUACGAAGAAGCCUGCUCCUGCUCAUUCACAGCCAUAUGGCCGUAAUGAGCAGCACAAUGAGUACGGCCAGCCUUCUCACCCGGCGCCUGUGCAGUAUGGACGCCCAGAGCCCAAGCCGCAGCCAAGCCCUGACCACAACGAUCAUACCGUUGUGAUCACUGUGACCGAGACUCUGACCCACGUCCAGACUGCCUGCGCUCAACCUUCGACUUAUGGUCACCCUGAACCUCACUCGGAGACUCACCCGGAACCUCAUCCCACGGGCAAGCCUGAACCUCAUCCUCAGCCGUAUCCUGACAACCACCCUGGUCAGCCAGAGCCGCACCCCCAGACUUACCCUCAGCCCAACCCUAACGGACAGCCAGAGGGACCUAAGGGUCAACCUCAGGCCUAUCCUAAGCCGAAUCCUCAGCCCGAAGGACCAAAGGGACAGCCCGAACCACACCCUGGCCAACCUCAGGCUUAUCCUCAGCCGAACCCUCCUCAACCUGAGGGACCAAAGGGACAGCCUCAGACUUAUCCCCAGCCGCCUCACGCUGAGCCGACUACUGCGACUCAACCUGGCCACCCACAGCCAUCUGCGUAUAGCCACAGCCAAUCUCCUGCCACUACUCCCCACGCCCACACCACUUCCGAAGCAACCAAGCCUGCGACGUACGUCGCGCCCAAGCCGCCCACCCACCCGACUACCACCUCGGAGCAGACUCCCAAGUUCACUGGCUUCACGGGCGGUGCUCCGUCGUUGCGCGUCCCUACUGGCACCGGAAUCGCCAUGACCUUUGUCGCAGCGCUGUCCGGCGCGUUGGCCUUCAUCCUGUGA